AUAUGCCAAGCAAUCGCACGGCCCUACCCCGAACCCCUGCAGGGCAGCCGCGCAGGGCCGAGGUAGCCAAGGCAAGAUCGGAACGCGAACGCUCUCAAGAGCAUGCAGCCGGGCCUGCCGAACCGAGGAGGCACAAUAGCAGCAUCCGCCGAGCCCGACCAGGCGACCCCAGCAGUGGGCGCGGCCGCUGCCCCAGCAGACAACACGGCUGCCGCCGCCGCCGCCGUCGCCGUCGCCGCCGCACCAGCAGCAGCAGCACCACCACCACCACCACCUCCCGGCGGUGUGCGGCUGCUACGCAUUAUCGUGGGGCUGUCCGACCCGCACCUGAAGAGGGCGGUGCUGUCCUGGCUUCGGCUGCAGGGGCUGCAACACGAUGCGUCGGAGGCGGCAGCAGGGCACCGGCGCGCACCAGCCCCCCAGCAGCAGCAGCAGCAGGCUGCAGGCGGCGCGGGGUCAGGCGGUAGCGGGGCCCAGCCGCCAGCUGGGCCUUUGACGGCGGGGGCGACGAACGAGGGCCGUGUCGUGGCCUACAUACCGUGGGGUGUGGGUGCUGCUGGUGCGGGUGCUGGUGCUGGUGGCGGUGGCGGUGACCGUGAUGGUGCCGCUAGCAACUCCGAGGCCUCCAGCGCCGCCGCGGCACGGCACAGCGCCAGCACCAGCGUUGCAAUUCUGCCACCCGUACGGCCGCUUGGCGUGGCGUCCUCGGCCGGUCAUGGCGGUGCAGGCCCGCAGCCGCCGCCGCAACGCGCAGCCACUGCGCGCGAUGGCCGGCGGCGCCGCGGCUACAGCAACCCUACCGCCAUGUCGGGACUGGAGCAGCACGAGCGCUCCCUGCAAGCGGCCUACAGCACCUUCAGGGAGCGCAACAUCCAGACCCGGACGCCGUGCGUACUGGACGUGUGCGGCCUGGACCCAAUGACGGCGCAGCAAGUGCUGGAGGACCGGGUGCACCGCCUGCGGCGGACGAUGAUGCUGAGGAUGGCGCCGGCCGCUACUGUGGCUGGGAGCGAAAGUGGGAGUGGAAAUGGCAGUGGGAGGUCGGGCAUGGAAGGAGCCGCCGGUGCUGCGGACAGCGGGCAGGCCGCUGGCGCCGCUGCCACACCCUGCAUGAGGCUGAGCAUUAGCAUGGGGACGUCGCGCUCGGAGCUGUUGAGCGCGGUCACUUCGUGGCUGGCGCGGCGGGGGCUGGAGUAUGAGGUGUGCGGAGAGUGUGUGGUGGCCGACGUGUGUCUCGAGGAGCCGCGGGCGGCCGUGGACAGCGCUGGCAGCUUUGGUGACGCCGGCACCGCCGCCUGGCAGCGCGCGUCCAGCACUAGCACCAGCACCGGCAACACGGGGGCACCGGGGCGGGUCGGGCGCGAGGACGGAUCUGCCUCUCGCACGCACGCGCCGCCUCAGCCGCCGGGAGCACCAGCAGCGGCACGGGUGACGAUGGGUUGCUGCUGCUCCUGAGGAUCUGCGUUGGGGCUCCCGACUAUGAUUUUCAAGCGGUAGUUCAGGUUCCGUAGCAAACCCCUGGUUUGCGGAGUCCUUUCCUUUUGGUUGUUGCCGCAACGCGUGAGAUAAGGGCGACGACCGUUGCAGAAUUACGGUGUGACCACAGGGUGACUGUGCGGAUUGAAUGUGGGCAGUGUCACGCCUGCCCUCGGCUUACAGCGGUUUAUUUCAUACGAGCUGGUGCAAACUCAUACUUUGUGUACGAUUUGUCGCGGCAAGGCACGACGCCCAUUUGAAUAGGCGAACGGCUCGGGCGCGAAGUUGAUUGUGCGUGUGGCAGUUGGCCAGCGCAUUGUCAUUGGAUGGACUGCAGGGAAGCGAGGUGACGCGGAGAGCUCUCUGGCUUGACCCCCCUGCUGAUUGAUGAUCUGGUAUUCUGGUUA
Messenger RNA from Chlamydomonas reinhardtii, 1883 nucleotides. RefSeq lists its product as uncharacterized. NCBI's taxonomy places the organism in Eukaryota, Viridiplantae, Chlorophyta, Chlorophyceae, Chlamydomonadales, Chlamydomonadaceae. The record is from RefSeq and is a predicted model, not a curated record. The transcript has 2 exons. Bases 103 to 1455 code for a protein of 450 amino acids.